This is a messenger RNA of Doryrhamphus excisus (bluestripe pipefish), 1115 nucleotides long. It is a transcript of the gene tomm22, whose product is annotated as translocase of outer mitochondrial membrane 22 homolog (yeast). Gene Ontology annotation, biological process: intracellular protein transport. Lineage: Eukaryota; Metazoa; Chordata; Actinopteri; Syngnathiformes; Syngnathidae. Gene Ontology annotation, cellular component: mitochondrial outer membrane. The record is from RefSeq and is a predicted model, not a curated record.
UUUCACGAAAAGUACUUGCAUGACCCCUAUUCUGCUGACGUAAACCGACCCUGACGAGCUCACGCUUUCCUCCAGUGACCUCAGACUGUCGUUACAGAGAUACACGCUGGUUAGCAUUAGCCCUUUUGGAUGAUUUUUUAAUCGUCGUUCGUUAAAAACGCACACAACUUGCUGAACGUACUGCACCGUCUAGUCAUUGAGUUGUCGUGCAGACGGUACAAACAAGAAGACAUCGUAGGAGCAGGAAAGAGGGGCAGACAUGGCCGGAAUCGAUGAGCUUUCCCCCGCUGCGGGCCCGGUGUCGACCCGGCCCCCCGAGGACGAAAUUGACGACGAUGAUGAUGACGAUCUUGAUGAGACCCUGAUGGAGAGGUUGUGGGGUCUGACAGAGAUGUUUCCUGACACGGUUCGUUCAGCUGCUGAGCUUUCUGCACAGUGCUCUGUCUCACUGGUCAAGAAGUUUUACAGUUUCUCCCGCUCGGCCUUAUGGGUGGGAACCACUUCAUUCAUGAUCCUAGUGUUGCCUGUGGUGUUUGAGACGGAGCGACUACAGCUGGAGCAGCAGCAGUUACAACAACAGAGACAGAUCCUCUUGGGACCCAACACUGGAAUGUCUGGUGGGAUGCCCGGCAUGAUGCCACCGGCCCCGGGCAAAAUGUGAAAAGCAGGAGAGACCCACUUCAACCUGAGAUCUGCUGCCAUGAUAACGCGGGGUCGGGCCACGAGCGACGAUGGAGAGACUGUGAAGGGAUGCAAAAGAACUACUGUAACAACAAACAAAAGAGGCCAAAGCACCACAUUUGUCAUGCAACCUUUAAUGUCACUCCGUCGCUCUAGGAUCGGCGAAUUGAAUGCAAAGAAAAGAAUCAAUUCUGACUGUCACUCUUUAUUCCGUCAUGCAGAGACUGAUAUUCAGGAGCACUGCUUCUAUCUUUUUUUCUAUACAUUAAGAAGGAUAUCAUUUUAGUUAUUGUGUAGUAAGGGAGUACAGGAAAAGAUGAAUGCAUUCAAUGGAGAAAAAAAAGCGUCUGAAAUGUGUCAUUCUUUGAAUCAUUCCUUCACUUGAGUGUAGGAUGUGUUAGAAGUCAUGAUAGGUGGAGUUAUUACACUCAAUA